AUGCCAAAACCAAGUUCAGGACCUGCCAAGUCUCCCCUCGUCGUUAAGCCUCUCGUGAGACCUCCAUUCCCCAAGCUGGUUCCAGAUCGUUCGCCCAUAGUUGGGCUCUCUUCAGCGCUCUCCAUGCGUACUUGCUUUCGAGUAGGAGAAGCAAUCAACGUCGGCAGUCGAGCCAUACGGGAAGGUGUACAAGUGUUCAUUGAGCUAUAUGCUAGAGUUCGCUCAUCAUACAGAGAACCGCGAGGUGUGAAGCAGCAUUUUGUCUUCGUGGACCUCUUUCACGACCAUCAGCCAUAUCUUUCCGGCAUUCAACAAAACUGGAAAGGUGUCGAACUUUGGGACCGGGAUAGCAGCAAGUUUCUGGAGCCAUCCGAUUCUCCGCGGAUGUGUCGCUGCAUGGGACAGAUGAAAAAAGAGGACAACAUGUGGAAACUAACCGUAUUCAACAUCUGGGAAGCCACCAUGGACGACGUUGAGUAUGUUUUCGGGAUCAUAAAAGACAGCUAUCAGCCAGAAACAAUUUCCAAUGGCUUUGAGCAUUCUUUUGCUAACUGGCGCACCUUCUUUACAAACAUCAUUUAA
Messenger RNA from Aplosporella prunicola CBS 121167, 582 nucleotides. RefSeq lists its product as uncharacterized. The record is from RefSeq and is a predicted model, not a curated record. The transcript has a single exon. Lineage: Eukaryota; Fungi; Ascomycota; Dothideomycetes; Botryosphaeriales; Aplosporellaceae. Bases 1 to 582 code for a protein of 193 amino acids.